This is a messenger RNA of Pocillopora verrucosa, 1708 nucleotides long. Its product is annotated as integral membrane protein GPR180-like. The record is from RefSeq and is a predicted model, not a curated record. Gene Ontology annotation, biological process: response to pheromone; G protein-coupled receptor signaling pathway. Lineage: Eukaryota; Metazoa; Cnidaria; Anthozoa; Scleractinia; Pocilloporidae.
UGGACAGACGCAGAGAUACAUUCCUCAGACAAAUGGUCAUUUAAUGCGUAUUUGACGCAAAUUAAUUCUUUAGAUAUUAUUUCUCACGAAAGAUAUCAUUAUGCCAAAUCUCUGUUUCCUGGUGCUAGUUUUAUUUAGCUUCCUAAUGAUCGUAAAUUGCAGAACCUUGCGCGGUGUUUUCAGCUCUCGUUCGGCCCGACUGUAUCAGGGUCAGUAUCUGACUAAGUUCUGCUUUUACGGUGAUGCCCUGGUUACUUUUAAGUUAAACACAACCUCAAGUGGAAAGCUGUAUUUUUUCCUUGAUGAGAAAUGGCCAUUGGUGGAGCAAACAUCACAGUGUCAGAACAGGCUUGAUAUGGCUCAAUAUUCAUUUGCACUUGAAACUACAUCAGGAGAAAAUAAGUUUUCCCCUUGGGAUGACCCCAAGGUAUGGUAUGUUCUGUAUGCGGAUUCUGUGACCUGUGACCCUAGUGUGCCAGCUCUUGAUGACAUUGCAUUCACUUUAGAAAUGCUUAAUCCUGAUUCUGGUGGAAAACCAACAAAUCACUGUGGCUGUGAUGAGACAGGUUUGCUUUCAUUCUAUGAGGUGCUGGCAUUCCUUUACUUUGCUGGAGCAAUAGCUUAUGGUCAGCGUCUGUGGCAGACUAUACAGAAAGGAGGACCCAUGCACUUGGUGAUCAAAAUGCUGUCAAUAGCCCUGAUUUACCAAGGCGCAGGACACUUUCUCACUCUCAUCCAUAUCUACAGAUAUUCCAAGGAUGGUGAAGGCUAUCCUCUUCUUGAUAAUCUCUCCACAGCAGUUAAUGGCCUUGCAGGAUAUCAGAUGUUAUUGAUGAUGGCCAAGUUAUCUACAGGAUGGACUCUGAGUUCUUCUUUUUCAACUCUUGAUCCAAAACAAAUGAAGCAGAUUAAUAUUGGUGUUAUUGUAGUUUCAGGUUUUGAGGUCAUGUUGUCAUUUUGGGAUAUGACUCUUCUUUUAGUUCUUAUAAAAAUUUUGAUAGCUGGUGGCUUUGGUGUCAACAUUAGUAAGAAAAUCACAGAAGAACGAAGUACACUCCGUAGGGAAUUUUAUAAUAAGUUUGCAAAGUGUUGUUUGACAUGGCUUUUAGCAUACCCAGCUUUAGCAAUUUUGUCAUUGGUAUUACCUGUUCAUUCAAGAUUUAAGGUUAUCACAUGGGGCUUGUUGACUGCUCAGUCCAUGUCAAUCCUUUUGCUAUACAGACUCUUUUUAUCAAGGAGUUUAUAUUGGGAGGUAUCUUCUCUUGCUACCAGUACUCUUCCUCUUCGCAUGGACAGAAGUGAAGGCAGCAAGACAUACAACUCUGAGACUAGGACUGUUAGAAUACACAAACACAUUGCUGUUAAUUGAAUACAAACAUCUCUCUGUUAUUUAGGGCUAAUGGAAUGAUAAGGUCCAUGCAAUCAGAUAGAGGAGCUCUGAUAGGGUUAGUAAGUCCUCGUGAUAAGAUGAAUUUAACCAUAUCUGACAGAGCCUGCAAGGAAGCUGUCAUUAUUAACUUGUGGCAUAAGCAUUUCUUUGCCUGUGAGGGCUUGUGUAACAGGAGCCGGUAAGAGGUUUCUGAGGGGUUUGGCAGACACCUCAGAACCCCCCCUAGGUAUUUAACCUUUCUGGAAGACAAAGAAACGCUUGUGCUGUAGUGCUUAUCACAGGGGCCUGCUCAUGGGAUAUCUGCAAUUGGCAAAUGAC